Magnolia sinica is the source of this 1544-nucleotide messenger RNA. Its product is annotated as ranBP2-type zinc finger protein At1g67325. Lineage: Eukaryota; Viridiplantae; Streptophyta; Magnoliopsida; Magnoliales; Magnoliaceae. Gene Ontology annotation, molecular function: mRNA binding. Gene Ontology annotation, cellular component: cytoplasm. The coding region runs from base 104 to 1231 and encodes 375 amino acids. The transcript has 8 exons. The record is from RefSeq and is a predicted model, not a curated record.
UCUCGGUAGCCCUUCUCUCUCGCUUGCCACCCCUACAAAAGAGCGCAGGCGCCCUUUCUUCUCCUCCCAUCGAGAGAGAGAGAGAGAGAGAGAGAGAGAGAGGAUGGGAGAAGGGAGAGAAGGAGAUUGGGAGUGCGGUGGCUGCCACAACAGGAACUACGCCUUCCGGUCCUUCUGCAAUCGAUGCAAACAGCCUCGUCUUCUCGUCGACACCACCUCUCCUGCCGAUUCCAAAUGGCUCCCCCGCAUCGGUGACUGGAUCUGCACAGGUUGCAGUAACAACAAUUACGCUUCAAGAGAAAAGUGCAAAAAGUGCGGGGAACCAAAGGAGGUAGCAGCAAUGCCAGCAAUUGCAAUGCCUGGAGCUUCUCUCCCAACUUAUGCACAUUAUUUUGCCAGGGCUCACGGAGGACCAGGAUUCAAGAUGAAUUUCGGGAUAACAGGAAAUUCCGCUCUUCAGCAGUCACUUCCUUCGAACGCGAAUUGGUUAUUUGGAGGGGCUAAUAAGUAUGGACUUCCUUCAGCGUCUGUUUGGCCCUUAGGUGGAAACAAUGGCAGUGGAUUUCCAUAUGCUAACAAUGCAAGUCAGCUUCUUGUGGUUCCAAAAGGCUGGCGUAAUGGGGACUGGAUGUGCCAUUGUGGGUUCCAUAACUACUCUUCUCGUGCACAGUGUAAAAAAUGCAAUGCCUCUUUGCCAUCUGCUGCACCCUCUUCUAUGGCAAAUUCAGCAGCUUCAGAUUUGUUUCCAUUGUCCCCAUCUUUAAAUUUUGGGAGGUCGCCACACGGAACGCUUCAAGAUGCUUCAAAACAUGGAACUCAUGCCUCAUAUCCAGCUCUGGGAACAAAACGAUUGGCAUCGGAUGAAUUUGUUAAUGAGUGGGACAACAAGAGAUUAAAUGCAGGAGAUAUUUACAAUCAUGCUCUGACAAAUGGGCAGCAACGUUCUUAUCAGGGCUUUGAGCAAAUGGUGGGAUCCAGUAAUGAUCAAACACCCGGAAUGUAUGUCUCACAUCCCAGUGCAAGCUCUGCCAUGGCUGCAAAUUUUCAAAUGCACGUGCAGUCACCGCAGCUGGCAGCAAUGCCUACACUUCUAGGAAAAGGAGCAAAGCAAUGGCGCGAUGGAGAUUGGAUGUGCACAAACUGCAAUAAUCAUAACUUUGCAUCACGAUCCCAUUGCAAUAGGUGUAAAACUCAAAAGGAUGCUCUUACUAAGCCUGUCAGUGUUGCGUAGCCGGGUCCUAUGAGAGAGAGGGCUUGAGCUUGUUGUGAGGUUUGUUAGUUUUGAUUGAGAGGGUGGUAAUAGUUGUUUGGGUAGAGUGAAGUUUUUUGUGCUGUUUUUGUAAAGCAGCUUAGUUUCAGGAUUUAUUUGUGUUAUCUGUUGAGUAGCUUAGAUAUUCACAUGCAUUAAAAAAAUUGUUUUGGAAAUGAUUUUUGGUUAGUUUGGAAAAUAUUUUUUGGGGGUUUUGCUUUGUUCAGUGAGGAAUGUGGAUUUAACAAUGAAUUUUGAAUUUUUAUUUCGCUUGAUUGAUGGAUUUUCUUAUGAA